This is a messenger RNA of Exophiala aquamarina CBS 119918, 1449 nucleotides long. RefSeq lists its product as uncharacterized. The transcript is spliced from 4 exons. Gene Ontology annotation, molecular function: transmembrane transporter activity. Gene Ontology annotation, cellular component: membrane. Gene Ontology annotation, biological process: transmembrane transport. The record is from RefSeq and is a predicted model, not a curated record. Bases 1 to 1449 code for a protein of 482 amino acids. NCBI's taxonomy places the organism in Eukaryota, Fungi, Ascomycota, Eurotiomycetes, Chaetothyriales, Herpotrichiellaceae.
AUGGAAAAGAUGACCAAAGACACUGCGUUCGACAUCAUCGCCGAUGAAGACCACGGCGUAGGCACCACCGCCUCUAUCUACAUUGAUCCAGCAAAGGAAGCAGCAGUUCGACGGAAAUUUGACAUUUAUGUCGUACCGAUUUCAGUCAUUUAUCUUGUUAUGUCUACCCUAGACCGCAACAACCUCGGGAAUGCCCGCGUUUUCGGUUUCGACGAAGAUGUCGGACUGAAAGGUGGCCAGUUCGGCAACAUCCAGACUCUGUCUAGCGUCUGUACGGUUCUCUUCGAGGUCCCCUGGGUCCUGGCCACUCGGCGAUGGGGCGCCAAAAAGGCGAUCGGAACUGCAUUCGUCCUAUGGAGUAUCUGUACGCUUGGGACUGCGUUCGUUCAAACGUACGGCCAGACGAUUGCUUGUCGUAUGUUGUUGAACGCCGCGGAAGCUGGUCUCGCGCAGGCAUUCGCCUUCUUAUUUUCGACUAUCUAUCCCCGUGAAUUGGCGGGAAAGCGAAUCAUGACCACGAACCUUGCCCAGUGCAUCUCUGGUGCUUUUGGCGGGCUCUUCGCAUAUGCUGUCCAGACAAUGGGAUCGCGUCAUGGUUUUGCUGCAUGGAGAUGGCUCUUCAUCAUUGAGUUCGGGCUCACUGUGGUUAUCUGCGGCAUUGGUUUGUUCUUCCUGCCGGGCGAAGUUGAGAAAGCAUGGUUUCUGGACGAGGAAGAGAAGGAGACUAUGCGGCUCAAGAAGGAACGAGACUUUAUGAUCCGUGGAGAAGGGAAAUUUGAGCGCAAGUGGAUCAAAAUCGCCCUGACCGACCCCUUUGUCUACCUUCUUGGCAUUGCUUUCUUUACCUCGUCGGUUGCCAUCAACGGAUUUGGAGUCUUCCUACCUACCAUUAUCUACGGUCUUGGCUUUGCUUCCCUCAAGGUGAACUAUAUGACCAUUCCGGUAUAUACUCUUGGUGCAAUAUCCCUUUCAAUCCAGGUCUACUAUUCCGACAAGCUCAGGAAACGAGCUUUUUUCAUCGUCGGAUGCUGCGCACCUGUAGCUAUUGGGUAUCUUAUGUGUGUUUGGUCCAAAAACCCCGAUGUUGGCUACGCCGGCAUGUUUGUCCUUGUCAUAGGACUAUAUCCCAUCUCGACUUUGGCUGUGACUUGGAUCACGACGAACCUAGCACCCGACACAAAGCGUGCUAUUGGCCAGCCGUUUGCGUAUAGUUUAGCCAAUGUAUCGAACCUUGUUUCCGGGCAGCUUUAUCCAAGUCAGCAAGGUCCACGAUACAUCCCUGGCAACUCUAUUUCAGCUGGUCUCACCAUCGUCGCUGGAUUUCUCUACGCCUCAUGCUGGCUUUUGCUGAGGAAAAGAAAUGCUAAGAAGGCGAAGCUGAUUGCUGAAGGAGCUACCACAAAUGGCAAGGAAGGAGAUCAGAGCCUUGACUUCACGUACAUUCUCUGA